AUGUUCAUUCUCGUGGGACUGCCAGUGGAGGAGGAUGGUCUCCGCCCGACGGAAGACCAGAUCUGGGAUGAAUAUGGGCUGCGGUCCAGCAGAAUACUCCUCCCGUCAUUCACAGGCGUGUCUUUGGAGGGGAUAGUAAACCAGGUGGAAAGGCUGGGCUCGCUGGAGAAGUCCUGCGAGGGCCUCCUCAAGACAUUCAUGGGGUACUGUAGAGAAAACAGGGUAGGAAAGGGCAUUGUGUAUGGGAGCACGGAAGAAAUAGGAGACUUUCUUGAAUGGGACAGGCAGAGCUUUGUGACCAAUUCCAUUGAAAAGGCAAUUUUGCUCCUUGAUGGAGAGUACAGGAGGAUCAGCAAGGCGUAUGAGGAGAAGGCUGAGGAGUUCGAUGGGGCAAAGAGGGAGUGUGAAAAACUCCAGAGGCUUACAAGAGGGAGCCUAUGCGACAUCGACCUUGGCAUAAUAGUUGAAAGGCCGGAGGAAUACGAAUUCCUUAGGGUGCUGUAUGUAGUUGUUCAGAAGGCCAGGGUUCCAGAGUUUAACAGAGCUGUGGACGAGUCACCGCACAUAUCGCUGGACGCUGUUGAGAAGGUAAAUAGCGACGAAGAGUAUGAGCUUUUCAAGGUCUAUGUUCUGCACCAUGGCGAGGAGGAUGUGAGGAACAUGAUCCAUGCCGAAGGGUUUAUGGUCAAGGACCUUGACAAGAACAUGGUUUCCUCUGAAGAGAUGAUUGCAAGAAGGAGAAGGGCUGAGGAGAAGUUUUCGGCAAUGGAAAAGAUUCUGAUGACAUUUAUGCAUGUUCAUCUAACGGAGGUUUUUCGGAUACUGAUCCACAUAAAGCUCCUGAGGCUGUUUGUGGAGUCAGUCUAUAGAUACGGUCUUCCUACGGAAUACAUGUUCUUUGUGACAAGGGGCGAGAAGUCGAAGGUUCUGGCCCAAUGGAUAGCCAUAGCCAAGAACUGGCCCUCAGACAGGAUUGUAUAUGAAGAAGAGGGCGACAACAACGACGAGGGCGAGAUCUUUUUUGCCUUUUCAGAGAUCAGCACAUAUGGCGAGGAAGAAUAA
Encephalitozoon cuniculi GB-M1 is the source of this 1062-nucleotide messenger RNA. RefSeq lists its product as uncharacterized. Gene Ontology annotation, cellular component: vacuolar proton-transporting V-type ATPase, V1 domain. Gene Ontology annotation, molecular function: proton-transporting ATPase activity, rotational mechanism. NCBI's taxonomy places the organism in Eukaryota, Fungi, Microsporidia, Unikaryonidae. Gene Ontology annotation, biological process: proton transmembrane transport. The transcript has a single exon. The record is from RefSeq and is marked provisional. Bases 1 to 1062 code for a protein of 353 amino acids.